Molecule: messenger RNA, 489 nt
Organism: Funneliformis mosseae
Lineage: Eukaryota; Fungi; Glomeromycota; Glomeromycetes; Glomerales; Glomeraceae
Source: the annotation of a GenBank genome assembly
AUGAGAAAAGGAAACUCUGAUUCGUAUUAUGAUAACGAGAAAAGCAAGGAAGACGACAAAAAUCAUGAAUCCAAUCUACAAGAUGAGAACAACAAACAAGCUAUAACUAGUGAUAUGGAGAAUGAUUUAAGAGAAGUGGUAGAAUCAAUGGUUCCGUCUGAUCAAUCUCUUUUUUCGGUAGUCUUUAAUUCAUCCUAUUUGAAAAAACAAAAUGACAUAACAUCUAAGAGGAAAUUAGAUGAUGUUGAGGAAGAUGACAUUUACGACAAUUUUGAAGUAGUGAGCAUCAAAGAUAGCACUCUCAUUGUGGGAGAAACAGAUAUUCGUUCCAAAUUUUUAUGGAAUUGGAAUGGAUUAACCAGUAGUCCAAAAGUCAACGUUGAAGAGGUGACAUCAAUAUUAAUAACAAGUGAACAAAAGAAUAAAAAUUACGCCAAUGAAUCUUUCAUGGGCGUGAACUCGCUUGAAAAAUUAUGUGAAUCAAUUUAA